Columba livia (rock pigeon) is the source of this 1670-nucleotide messenger RNA. RefSeq names its product cilia and flagella associated protein 410 (gene CFAP410). The transcript is spliced from 7 exons. Gene Ontology annotation, biological process: mRNA splicing, via spliceosome; cytoskeleton organization. The record is from RefSeq and is a predicted model, not a curated record. Gene Ontology annotation, molecular function: protein binding. Lineage: Eukaryota; Metazoa; Chordata; Aves; Columbiformes; Columbidae. Bases 75 to 839 code for a protein of 254 amino acids. Gene Ontology annotation, cellular component: U4/U6 x U5 tri-snRNP complex.
CCCCGCCCCGGCCGGGAGGAGCCUGCGCGGGCGGCGGUCCCGCCCCUGGCGCCGCGGCCCGGCCCGGCCCGGCCAUGAGGCUGACGCGGGCGGCCGUGCUGGCCCGGGCCAAGGCCGCCGCGCUCGAUGGCGUCCGCCGCCUCAACUGCUGGGGCAGCCACCUGACGGAUAUAUCAAUAUGCCGGGAUUUGCCCAACAUUGAGGUGAUCACAUUCAGCGUGAACAGCAUCUCGGACCUCGAGCCACUGCGUCAGUGCCAGAACCUGAGCGAACUCUACCUGAGGAAGAACAAUAUUGCCAGCCUAAGUGAGCUCUUCUUCCUCAAGAACCUGCCCCGGCUGAGGGUGCUGUGGCUGUCGGAAAACCCCUGCUGUGGGUCGGAUCCCCACCGCUACCGCAUGACGGUGCUGCGGAACCUCCCCAGCCUGCAGAAGCUGGAUAACCAAGCUGUGACGGAGGAAGAACUGUCCCAGGCGCUGGUCGAUGGUGAGGAGAUCACGGCCCCGCCAGCCAGGGGGAGCGUGGAGAACGGCUGCCGCGAAUCCACGGGGUCCAGCGCUGCGGAAUCCACAACGGAGACCGCGAGUGAACUGCUCAACUUGAGCCUGGAGGAGACCAACAAAAUUCGAGAGGAGCUUGGUAUGAAGCCUGUUCCCAGGGAUAAAUUUUCCUCAUUUUCACCUCGAGAGACAGACUGCAACCGAAAGAACAGAAACAACGUCCUCAAUGCCAUCCUGCUUCUCGUGAAGGAACUGGAUGCAGAGGGACUGGAGAUGGUCCAGCAGACGGUGGGGAGGAGGCUCCAGGCCUUUCGGAAGAAGGAGCUGCAGGAGGAGUGACAGUGCCUGUGACAGACGUCCCCAGAGCCCCCCAAGGGACUGGCACGGGGGGUGCUGGCUGUCCCUGCAGCUCCUGACGUGGCCCCUGGCUCUGCAUGUCCCCGAUCUGCCUCUUGGGAGCUUUGCUUGCGUAGCUCCGUUAAUGUAUCUCCCAUCGCUGUUCGAUGGGAGCUGCAGGGGAAUGGGCAAAGCAGAAGGGAGCAGGGCUGCAGGGAGAGGUGCUGCCACGCUCUGCGAUCGAACGGUCACGGCAAAGCCGCUGACGGCCUGAUAUGUCACCGCUUGCCGGUGGCUCCCUGAGCCUAACCCUGCGCCAGCCUCUUUGCGUGCAGCAGGCUCUGCAGGCAGCUUCCGCCACAAAGAUUUGGUUUGUUUGGUGAAAUCUUGUCGGGGAGACGCCGCCUGAAGUGAUCGCCAAGAACUGUCUGGUGCUGAUUGCGAAGGUCAAUGUCAAAUUCUUAAUUUAUCUUCAACCCCUGACUUCCUCUGGUCCUCGUUAGUGCACGCAGCAUGGGUUGGGUGGCCCAAAGAGCAGCUCAGUGCAGUCGCGGUGAAACAAACACCUCUCCCAGCUCCUGAAUGCUCAGCUGGGCUCUCACCCCCACAUGCCCUUGCAGGCGUUAAAGCAGCUUAAAAACACUUGAUGUCUGAGUAAAAAGCCCCUGUGCGUUUUGCAGUUAGGAGAAAAACACGGCGAGUGUUACUGUCUGGUUUGCGCAGGCAUCGGGGGUGGCAUUUAACUGGAAAAGCUGCGUUUACUAAGAUUUUAUGGAGCUGUUAAACACCAAAUCAACCAUUGUGACAUACCAAAUAAAACCAGCUAUCCCUCGA